Entamoeba histolytica HM-1:IMSS is the source of this 267-nucleotide messenger RNA. RefSeq lists its product as uncharacterized. Gene Ontology annotation, cellular component: U2-type spliceosomal complex. Lineage: Eukaryota; Evosea; Mastigamoebida; Endamoebidae. Bases 1 to 267 code for a protein of 88 amino acids. The transcript has a single exon. Gene Ontology annotation, biological process: mRNA splicing, via spliceosome. The record is from RefSeq and is a predicted model, not a curated record.
AUGAACAAAGGAUUUUUAUCUAAGAAGAAUUUUCAUCCAGCCAAACUAUCCAACCAAAAGAAAGUCUGGGAAGCUGAGAGACGUAAAGAAGAAGAGAGACAUCAAAUUGAAGUGCUAAAGAAAGAACGUCUUGAAGAGCUUGAACGAGAAGAAGAAGCAAAGAGGAAUUGUCUAUUAAAAGGAGAGAAGUAUGUUGAGAGACUUAAUUGGAUGUAUGAGGCACCAAUAGGAUUUGAAGAACAAGCAAAGGAAGAAGUUGUAAGAUAA